AUGCCAAUCAAUUUAAAAUUAGAUGAAAAUAAUAAUUCAAUAGAUCAUAGAAGUGAAACGAGUAGCGGUGUCAGAAAAAUAACACCAGAGGGAAAUAAAACAUGUAGUGACGAAAGCGAAAAAAUUGAACAAAAUAAAUACAAUGAAAAAGACACGUUAAUUGAUAAAAAUGAAUUUAAUCAAGUAAUAAUAAAUAAUGAAGAAGGAAAUGUAAAGGUGCUAAGUAAAGAUGUUGGUUCUUCUUUAAGCAUAAGCAUUAAUAGAAUGGCCGAAUCAAACCAAACUCAAAAUGAAAUAAUAAAUAAACAAAUAAGUAAUGAUACAGAAAAUAACAUUGAAAACAGUGAGACUAAUUAUGAUUGCAUUAGUACAGUAUGCGAUGAAAAGGAAUGCUCGUAUAAUGUCACUAAUGAAAUAAAUGAAACAUUACCAAGUUUGGAAAACGAAAUUGAUGAGCUAGAAAAAAUAGAUAACACUGUAGAAAAAACAAAUUAUGUUCUACAAAAUGUUCAAAGUGAAAAUUUUGAAAAUAAUAGUAAUAAAGAAAAAGGUAUUGAAAUAUUUUCAUUUAUGAAUACAGUUAAUAGCUUUAAAGCUGAAAUAGAAAAUGAUAAUAAAAAUAUUUUUGAAAGUAUUAGUAAAAAAGGAUUACUAUUUAUAUUAACAAUACAAGAAGUGUUUAUAAAUAAGACACAACAAAUAUUAUGUACAAAUUGUUGUAAUGAUAUGCAUUGUAUAGAUAAUAUUAAUCGAAUUUUUAAAGACAUUCUUAAAUUGAAAAUAGAAAAACAAACUAAUGAAAUAUAUAUGGUUCGAUUUUUAGAAAAAAUAAAAAGGGAUACUACAAAAAUGAAUAAAAUACUAAAGGACAAAAUAAAUGAACAAGAUAUUUUAAUAAAUAAAUUAAUUAAAGAAAAAGAAUUUCUGAAUAAUACAAUAAAUAAAUUAAAACAAAAUUUAAUAUUAAUAAAAAAUGAAAAUAAUAUUUCAUCGUCAAAUAUUAAAAUAAAAAUACAUAACCACUUUCUUAUUUUCACUGAUUAUGUAUACCAAUUGUUAUUAAAAAUUUAUUCGGAAUUUUCAGAAAAAAAUGAUAAAUUGGCUUGUCUAAUUGAUAAAUUAAAAUCGAUCAUGCUAGAAGAUCGAGAACUUUUUCCCAAUGUUAAAAAAAAAAAAAAAAAAAAAAUACUCGCUAUUUUAGAAAAUAUGAACGAGUCAGGUAAAACUAUGAAAAAAAAUGUUAAUAAAAAUAGUAGUGGUAAUAGUAAGAAGAAGAAAAUACAAAAGAGCAAGCAUAAAAAACGUUCUCAAAAAAAAACAGAUAGCGAAUAUACGGAGAAUACCAGUUCAAUCUCAUUAUUUAAUAAAUCCAAAUUAUCAGAUUAUUCUUCAAAAAAUAUGACUUGUUCAGAAAAAAAUGAAAACUCUGAAAUGGCUGAUUCAGAUAGUUGUGCUGAACAAUUAUCGAGCGAAAUGUGUUUAUCCGAUUUAACAAAUAUGAAUACAAAAUUUUGUGGAAUUCGGAAAAAAGACAAAACGAAAAAAAAGAGUAAUGACCAUCAUAAUGAUAGUAGUUUAGUUAUUUGUAAAAACAAAAAGGAAAAUAGCUACCUAUUGAAAAAGAAAAAAAAAAUAAAAUCAAGAGAUUUUGGCUAUAAUGAAAAAGAAUAUGAUAAAAACAUAAGUUCAAAAAGUUUUAAAAGUAGACAAAUUCGAAAGGAAUUAAGUAAAUAUAAGAAAUGUUAUAUAGAAGAAAUGAAAAGAAAUAAAACCCUAAAGUUUCUUCUAAAAAAUAAGGACGAGGAGAUAGAACAAGCUAAAAAAGGAUUGCGUAUUGAAAUGGAAACACAACAAAUAAUGUAUGAAGAAAAUGAACAAAUUCAAAUAAAAAAAAUAAAUGAGAUGAAAAUAUUAUUAGAUAAUCAUAAACAUAACAAUGAACAGUUGGUAAAUAGAAACAAAGAAAUUAAUAAACAAAAUGAUGAAUUAAAAAAACAAGUAGAUAUGUAUAUAUGUUCAGAAAAAUUAUUGAAUAGUAAAUUAAUAGACUUAAAUAUAUUACUUACAAAAGAAAAAGAAAUAAAUAAUAAUUUACUAUCCGAAAAUAUAAAAUUAAAAAAUAUAAUUCUUCAAAUUAAUAAUAAACAUAUUUAUUACAACAAGCAUUAUGACAACCAUAUGGAAAAUUUUCCAAAUAAUCACAAUUUAAAUUACAUGAAUAACAAUGGAAUAAACGAUCCAAACAUAAACAACUAUCAAAUGUUUUACAAAAAUUAUGUUGAUACAUAUUUCAACGCAAUGAAUGAAAAAUAUUUAGACAUGCCUAAUGAUAUAUGCAAUAAAUUUCCGAGACAAAAUAUGGGGAAUUGCAUAGAUUAUGUGCAUGAAAAUAAUGGAAAUAGAGAUUUUACUUAUAAAUUAAUAAAGCAGAAAAAUAAAAACCAACAUAAAAAAGAUAUAGACAGAUAUAGUUACGAUCUAAGCCAUAAUCAUGGAGCUAUUAACAAACAUAGUGAUUACGAUGAAUAUUAUAAUAAAUCUUUAAAAAAAAAAUACCACAAAAAUUAUUAUAAGUUUGAUGAUAUUGGUUCUUCGUGUUAUAGUGAUAAUUAUAUUGAUGCGAAAAAGGUAGGAAGAAAUUAUAAGAUUGAAAAAAAAACUGAAAAUAAAUUUGAAAAAAAAUUUGAAAAAAAAAAAAAGCAAAACAACGUAUCAUCAGAAAGUAUAAAUAAAAGUCCAGACCAUAGAGUCCCAAACGAAAUAAAAAAAGAUCUAUUAAAUUUUAAUGAAACAAAUUAUAAAAAUAUGAUAAAAAAUAUAACUAAAGAAAAAAAUGAAAUUGAAAAGAUUAAAGAAGAUGAUUUAUAUUCUAUAUUUAUGCAAAAUUGGGGGAAUUCAAAUAUAUUAAGUAAUGAAAAUAUUGAAUCAUUAAAUUUAAGUUCCUCAUUUUUAAAUAAUUUAAAUAGUAGUGAAGCAUUUAUUCAUGAAGAAACAAAAGACAGUGACUUAAAAAGUGAGAUAAAUCCCAAUAGUCCUACUGAUGCAUCUACACAAAAUAAUAAAAUUUCUACAAAUGUAAGCCUACAUUAUAAUAAUCAAGUAAACAAAUUAGAAUCAGUUAUACUAAAUAAGGAAGAAAAAAAUGUAGAACACCAAAAUUGCCUGAACCAAACAAGUUCACUACCUAACCAUCAAAAUGAUAAGAGUUGUCAAUUGGGUUUAGAAAUUAAUAAUUCAAAAAACAUUACUCAAAAUGCUGAAAAUGUUGAACAUGUUGAAUAUGUUGAAAAUGUUGAAAAUGUUGAAAAUGCUGAAAAUGCUGAAAAUAAAAACGAGAAUAAUCAUACUAAUUUGACUGGAACUAUUGUAAACAAAGAACAUAAUGACGAAACGGAUAUUUUAAUCAGCUAUGAAUGGUAUAAAAAAAAUAAAGAAAAAUAUAUGCAUAUAAGUUUAAAAAAUAAAAUAGAUAAUUCACAUCAAUCUGAAAUAACAAGAAAAGACGCUAAAAAUGUUUUACUAGCCCCUACAUUAAAUAAAGAUAUUCCAAAAAAUAUAACACCAAAUAUAUGGAAUAAUAAUGAGUUUAAUUUUAUAAAUGAUAAAAAAAGUAUUGAUACCCUUCAAUGUAAUAAUAAUUAUCCUGGAAAUAUUCCCCAAAAUUUAAACAACAUUAGUUUAAAUAAUAGUGGUGUUCAUGAAAUUUGUAAAUCUUUAAAUCAGGAGUGCGAUAACCAAAAUGAAACAUUUUUUCAGCCAAUAAAGGUCGAAACAAAUUUAGGGUCUAGAAAAGGUGCACUAAAUGAAGUCCAAAACAUACUAAAAAAUAAACCUCCUGAUAUUUCUAUACCCACAGAAUCACAAAUAUUAGUUAGUCAAACACAAAAUAAAAAUCCGAUUUUACGUAAUGAUACAGUAAAAUAUAUAUACACAAAUAGUAUUAAUAAUGUGGAUAACCAAUUAUAUGACAAAAAUAAAAUAAUUAACCAUACUUAUGCUAACAAUAAUUCUCCCCUUUUAAAUGCAUCAAACUUUGGAAAUAACAUUGUGACUGUAUGUUCCCCUGAAAAUUAUAAAACAAUUUCAAACAGUGUCAUACAUUUAAAUAGUGCCAAAUAUAUUGAUCAAAUAAAACAAGAGAAUUUAAAACUUCACAUAGAGCCUCUUCUUGAUUAUAAACAACAAUUUUAUGCUAAUAAUUUAAGUGGAAAUAUUAUCAACAUUGAGAGUAGUAAUAAAAAUGUGUCACCAUCUUAUAUUUCAAAUAUAAUAAGCGAAUAUAACAAUGAUAAUAAACAUAAUUAUGCUUUAUUAAAGGAAAAUGAACAAUAUAAUAUAAACUCAAUUGUUCAGACAAAUAAGAAUACAAAAAAUAGGGGUGUUCUUAGCAGAAUAUUACGAAAAAAAUAA
Molecule: messenger RNA, 4410 nt
Organism: Plasmodium vinckei vinckei
Lineage: Eukaryota; Apicomplexa; Aconoidasida; Haemosporida; Plasmodiidae
Product: conserved Plasmodium protein, unknown function
Exons: 2
Coding region: 1-4410 (1469 amino acids)
Source: RefSeq, a predicted model, not a curated record